AUGCCUCGAGAUCGUCACGAACGCUCCUCCUCACGCUCCCACCGCCCUCGCCAUCGCUCACGCAAUUCUCCCGACAUGCGUCAAGCCUCAUCCGACGACCGCACUCUUCCUGUCCCAAACACAUACAGCGAACACAAGAGAGGCGAAAAAGGCGGAAACGGCAGGAUGUCAAAAUACAUCAAACCUGCAGGCGAGAGUGGCCGAAAGGGCUUUCACCCCAUUCACUUUUCCAAGAUCUCCUUCAGAUCCACGAGUCGAGCUAGUCUUCUUUGCAAUUUUCUGUGGCCUUUCGUUCCUGCUGCUAUUGCCGUUCGCUAUGCUAUGCCCGAUAAUCAUGUCACCAUUUUUGCGCUGGCCUAUAUCGCCAUGAUCCCCUGUGCCAACCUAAUUGGUUUCGCUGGCCAGGAGCUUUCACGAAAGUUGCCUCAUGUUUGGGGUGUUCUCAUUGAGAUCACAAUCGGUUCUAUCGUCGAAAUCAUCCUUUUCAUGAUUCUUCUCUCCAAGGAUAUGUUUUACGUCAUCAAGGCUGCUAUUCUCGGUUCAAUCCUCGCUACUAUGCUUCUCUGUUUGGGCUUUUGCUUCUUUGUUGGUGGCAUGUUGGAAGACGAACAGGUUUUCAGUGAGGCUAUUAGUGAGGCCGGAAGCGGCCUACUCCUGACUGCGUUAACUCCCAAGAUGAUCCAGCAGCUAACCCGUGCCAGUGGUGUCGUCCUGGCUCUUCCUACAGUUUUCGAGUACGGUGUAGGCAACGGCGAGACGCUCACCAGCCAAGAUCUUGAGCACAAGACACUUCAGAUUUCACGUAUUGUCUCGGUUCUACUCAUAAUUGCCUACCUGGUCUACGUCUUUUUCCAGGCCCGAACCCAUCAUGGUAUCUACGACGCUGUAUUUGAGCAAGACGAGCACAAUGACAGAGACAAGCACAAGGACAUAGCCAAGGCUAAGCUGACUUUCACCGAAUGCAUAAUUGCUCUGGUCAUCUCCGUCGGCCUUGUUGCUUGGACUGCAGUCAUCCUCGUCAUGCAAAUCGAGUUUGUUAUCGAACGGGGACAUGUCAGCGACGCAUUUAUGGGUCUUAUCCUUGUUCCCUUGGUCGAAAAGCUUGCUGAGCAUUUGACUGCCAUCGACGAAGCCUGGGAUAAUCAGAUCAACCUGGCCAUGUCCCAUGUUCUCGGUGCUACACUUCAAACCGCCCUCUUCAAUGCACCCCUCGCUGUGAUUGUCAGCUGGGGUCUCAACAAAUCCCUCGAUCUCAACUUCGCCAUCUUCGAUCUUGUCAUGCUUAUUCUUGCUAUCCUUACUGUCGGGCGAUUCCUCCAGGAUCAAAAGAGCAAUUAUCUUGAAGGAUUCCUGCUCAUCAUUCUCUAUGUCGCCAUUGCUGUUGCCGCAUGGUACUACCCUGAUCCUGCUCACCAUGGAGCCGGCGGGGGUAGUGCUGAAGGUAGCUCUGAGGGGGGGCAUUGA
This is a messenger RNA of Fusarium venenatum, 1464 nucleotides long. The record is from RefSeq and is a predicted model, not a curated record. Lineage: Eukaryota; Fungi; Ascomycota; Sordariomycetes; Hypocreales; Nectriaceae.